AUGCGGGCUCGAAGCCAAUGGCUCCUCCGGCCGACCAUUGCGUCCAUCCCAGCGGCUCGACGAUGCUUCGCCGCUGAAGCUGCUGCGGCCGGGUCGUCGGCGCCGCGCAGCUCGGGAGGGCAGAGCGAGAGGACCUCCUCCCGAGUGAAGCCGAAGCCGCCGCCGUUCCCUACGAUCCCGACGUGCCCCUCGCCGACCUGCUCGUGCGCGCCCAUGCCGGGGGACCUGGACAUUGACCACAAGAGCCCGCUCAACGGGGUCAUGGCCGGGUAUGCGGAGCACGUGCUGGUGUGCACCGGGCAGGACGACUGGGUGUCGCGGAUCGAGGAGGAGAACAGCGGGGAUAACCUUGCGGCGGACUUGAAGGAGCUAUUUGGGCGUGGCGGCAAGUACAGAGACCCGUUCCACAACGUCUCCGUGCUGAACUCGUCGAUGCCCAGCUCGAUCCCGCCGCGCCGCGAAGUGCAGACCACAUCGGCGUACAUUCUCCCGUCGUUCAAGUACGUGCCCUUCCUCCCGCGCGUGUCCUUCGAGGCCGUCCAGGCGCUGGCCAAGGGAUACCUGCUACCGACUACGCUUCACGCGGCGCACGGGGGACUGUCCCCGAUACAUCGCGAUUUGAUGACGCGGGACGAGACGUACAGGAACCUGCUGCCCGGUGUGCAGGACGUGGACGAGGUGCUGGUGCUGAUCUGCGGGCACGGCGGGCGGGAUGCGAGGUGCGGCGUGAUGGGCCCGCUGCUGCGGAGUGAGUUUGAGGAGAAGCUGGGGAGGACGGACGGGUUCGAGGUGCGGACGGGGCCUGUGGUGGUUCGCGAUGCGGUGGAGGAGGCGAGCCAGAUUGAGGGCAUCGUGGGGGAGGAGGAGAAGGUGACGGGGGUGAGGGUCGGGCUGGUGAGCCACAUCGGCGGGCACAAGUUUGCAGGCAACGUGAUUAUCUACCUGCCUCCCAAGCUGCAAAGGGGUGGGAAGCCGCAUCCAUUGGCAGGGAAGGGGAUCUGGUACGGGAGGGUUGAGCCGAAGCAUGUGGAGGGAUUGGUGAACGAGACGGUGGUCAAGGGGAAUGUUGUGGAGGAUAUGUUUAGGGGGGGUAUAGAUUCGGACAGGAAGAUCUUACGGUUAUGA
Messenger RNA from Clonostachys rhizophaga, 1125 nucleotides. The record is from the annotation of a GenBank genome assembly. NCBI's taxonomy places the organism in Eukaryota, Fungi, Ascomycota, Sordariomycetes, Hypocreales, Bionectriaceae.